Caenorhabditis briggsae is the source of this 1497-nucleotide messenger RNA. The coding region runs from base 1 to 1497 and encodes 498 amino acids. Gene Ontology annotation, biological process: maturation of SSU-rRNA from tricistronic rRNA transcript (SSU-rRNA, 5.8S rRNA, LSU-rRNA). Gene Ontology annotation, molecular function: protein binding. Gene Ontology annotation, cellular component: small-subunit processome; nucleolus. Lineage: Eukaryota; Metazoa; Nematoda; Chromadorea; Rhabditida; Rhabditidae. The transcript has 9 exons. The record is from RefSeq and is a predicted model, not a curated record.
AUGAAAAUCAAAGUAAUUUCUCGUAAUCCAAACACCUAUCAAAGGGAGACAGUCGAUAAAAGGAAUAAAAUUGUCCGCAACUUCAACACACCGGCAGAUCCGUUCCGUGCACAAACCGAGUACACUCGCGCGUUGAAUGCCACAAAGCUCGAGCGAGUUUUCGCGAAACCGUUCGUCGCCAGUCUCGAUGGACAUGUUGAUGGUGUUCAAGUGCUCGCAAAACAUCCAAACCGCCCAUCUACGGUAUUCUCUGGCGCCCGCGAUGGCCAGGUAAAAAUCUGGAAUCUGGCGUCCCGUGAAUGUCAAGCCACCCUAGACGCCCAUCGUGGCCUCGUCAACGACAUCUCAGUGGAUAAUAAUAACGGAGAGAACUUCGUCACCGUCGGGCAGGAUGCACAGUUAAAGUACUGGAAAAUCAGCUCAGUGGUCGAGUCCCAACAGAAAACCCCCGCUCAUUCGAUUGCAAUCGAUGGAAUCGUCUAUGGAGUCUCCCAUUUAUCAUUUUCAUCCGAUUUCGUCACUUGUGGAGAGGAUAUCAGUGUUUGGAAGCCGUUCCGAGAGACACCACUGCGAAGUUAUAACCUUGGAACCGACACGAUUCAUGCGUGCCGAGCAAAUCCGAUUGAGGAGAAUGUGAUCGUUGGCUGUAGAUCGGAUCGAUCGAUUUUUGUGUUGGAUACGAGACAGGAUGUGCCUUUAAAGAAGGUUACUAUGAAAAUGAGGCCGAAUAAAGUGUCGUGGAACCCAAUGGAAGCCUAUUCGUUCACGGUGGCUAGUGAGGAUUUUAGCCCAAAAUCCUUCAAAAACUGCUCAGGAACUGCUCAGAAAUGGUUUCUGGUCAAUUUUCAACUUUUUGGUUCUAAUUUUGAAGCGAUUUCACCCAAACCCCCUCAAAAACUGCUCUGGAACUCUUUAGAAAUGCUCCAAAAAACUGCAAAUCUCUACACAUUCGACAUGCGUUAUAUGGAGCAUCCAGUACAGUCCCAUCAAGGAUUUACAUCGGCCGUUUUGGAUGUGGACUACUCGCCGACGGGACAGGAAUUCGUUGCUGCUGGCUAUGAUAGAUCGAUUCGAUUGUUCAAGGCGAGAGAUAUGACGAGCAGAGACGUCUACUACACGAAACGAAUGGCCUCCGUCCUAUCCGUCCUCUGGUCGGCAGAUUCGAAAUUCGUGUUAUCCGGAUCCAACGAAAUGAAUAUUCGCGUGUGGAAAGCGAACGCCGCAGAGAAGCUGGGACCAUUGACAAAGCGAGAGAAACAAGCGUUUGCGUACAAUGAAAAGCUCCGUGAGACGUACAAAAACCAUCCGGACGUCAGACGAAUCGCCAAGCAUCGUAAUGUGCCAAGACAUAUUUUCACAGCCGCCAAAGAGCACAAACUCAUCCGUGACGCCCGAGCUCGUCGUGAUCUUCGCCGUGCCAAGGCUCAAGGACUCGACGAGGAGGAAUCGUAUCUGCCACAAACACAAAAAGUCAUGUUGGGCGAUGCGGAAAUGUGA